Molecule: messenger RNA, 2796 nt
Organism: Penicillium paradoxum
Lineage: Eukaryota; Fungi; Ascomycota; Eurotiomycetes; Eurotiales; Aspergillaceae
Exons: 2
Coding region: 1-2796 (931 amino acids)
Source: RefSeq, a predicted model, not a curated record
AUGGAUUUGCAGUCUCCAUCAGUCCUGGCGCAAUUGCCUCGCCCCCUUCAUGCUUCUACUGGCAAAACACGUAUCGGCGAUGUCUUCAGUCUCGCCGAUGCGAAAAAGCGUAAGCGAUAUGAAGUUGCAGUUGCAGUGGACGGAGAAGCCGUGAACAUUUAUAACGUUCAAACACCCAAGCUUGUGACCUCCUACGCCGUCCCGCCGCAAUCUACUUUCUCUUGCCGCCCAUGCUCAGUUCGCAGGAAGCUGUCGAAGAAGUCGAUAGUCCGAAGGCAGACUUACACUGCGGUCACUAAGCCUGAACACCAGAUCAAGUGCUUUGUGGAGGAGAUCGGCAGUAGCGGCUCAAGCGCCCCGGUCAUCUCUUCCUCAUCCACUACCGUUACCGACUCGACCAGCCCUACAACCUUUGUGGGCAUUGUCCCCUCUAGUACCGAUGCCGAAGGAGAAACAGACCCAUUCGAUAUUUUGGCAGUCCACGAGGAUGGUCGUGUGCGUAGGCUGUCGUCUGAUUUGAAGACCCAGCGAUGGAGCAUUCAGCACAGCGAGAUUGCCAAGGUCUGCUCCACUCACAAUGUCCAAUCCAGUUUCUUGGUCGAAUUCGAUGAUGCCAAGAAGGCUCUAUUCAAAAGACGACAGGAUUUGGCUUCUUUGGCACUGGGCGAUCUGACCACCACCGGCGCCAACGAGCCAUCUAUCUUGCUUCUAGUAUCGCAGCCAAAGAACAUGAAGCGCAUUUCCCUGAAAGAUAUCGUUGUUCAAAUGUUUUCCGUUCCGGCGCAUUCGAAGUCGGAGUCACCAUUGGACGAAAGUCAGCGCCUGCGCCAUCUCCAAACGUUCCAUAUUCCUGAUGCUAGCGGCUUGGAAACUACCAACGGCAAUGCUAUGCAAUGGAGCUUCCAUUCUGGCUCAGCUGGUUUGAGCCUUUCUUUUGAGAAGGGAUUCAUCAAUGUUGACCUUUCUCAAUAUUCGCCCUCCGUUACAUCGCAAUUUGUCCUUGAUGAUGAGGAGUUCUCAUCUAUCAUGCGCAUUUCACCACAGUCCGUGAUCGGAGCACAAAAGUCUCUUGUGGCAGUUUAUGAUACCCAGUACCACUCUGUGCAGCGCAGUAUUCCCGCUGGUGAUAUUUUGUCGAGCACCGGAUCUGCUCCAGAAAGUUCCACAAACUUCAUCAGCUACUUCGCCAAACUUGGAAUUGCCGUCGCAACUAAGGGAAACACUCUCAUUGCCUUUGACUUGAGCUCUCUUCCUAGUGCGCCCAGCUCUUCGCUCAAGCGCUCAAGAGAUAGUUUACUUAUUGAUGCCAUCGGUAGAGGUAUUGGUUCUUCUGGAGCACAGUGGGAUAUCGCAUCGAAAAAACACCGCACUGAGAACAUCGCCUCCCUUCGUCUCACUUCACCAGAGCAGGUUGAGAAAUGGACUCAGCUUACGAAGACUAUCGAGAAAGCGACCAAGACAAAGAACAUUGAUUUGUUUGAUAAUGCCGUUUUGACGUACUUCAACACCUCCGAGACUUCAACCAUACUUCCUGUUCGUGGACAGUAUGUCAACCCUGAGGCCACUCUUUUCUUGCUUUCAAAAAUUUUCGCCGUGGAGGAAUCAACCAAGAUUGAUACAGUGUCGGCGUCCGCUUCAUCUCAACUCCGUGUUGCCAUGUGGCCCCCGACUACCUGCGACUGGCUCAUUCGCUUGGGUCAUCUGUCUCUCGACAACGUUGAGAUCGCCCUCCGUCGGGCGUGUAAGCCACGUAUUCUGCAGACAUUCCCUACCGGAUCGUUCAUCCAAGCUCUCCUCGAUUCAGAUCCUUCUUUGAAGCAGGUCAACCAAGUCCUCGAAGGGCCCACUCUUAUUUCCUCAGACGAAUUGGCUUACGCCCUUAAGGCUUUCUUGAACCAGGCGCGUUCCCAUUCCGGCACUCUGGAGGAGACUGCUCGCGCGAUCACAAGUGGUGUUCUCGCUACUCCUACACAAGAGCUUUCAAAACAGCUUGGUGCCGAAACGGCAAGUUUGAAGGAUAUCUUCGCUGGUCUUAACACCUCCCUCCAAAAGAUCCACUCGCAGCCCAUCCCAGUUGUCGUUCAUUCCCUGCGCUCCAAUCUCUCGCGGACAGAACUCAUUUCUAUGGUCCACCACCUCCGCCUUUCUCUCGCUACCGGAGGUUACACUUCUCGCUUCACUGAAAACCCCCCAACACCUAUUACUCUCGAUCAAAUUACCCCCGCCCUUUCUCUCAAUAUCAUCAUUGAUCUCCUCACUGCCUCUGUGGAUGCUGUUGGUCCGUCCGGUUGGAUCUCGGCCAUCCCGGCAGCGGGUGACUUUGAGGACUCCGACUCGGUCACAGCCGCUGCUAGUCGCGAAAUGGAAUUGAUCACGGACAUGAAGUCCGAGAUUGCCGCCGCGCUUGCCGGAGUCGAAGAGGCGACACACCUUAAGGGUGUUUUGUGCGAGUAUCUUCGUUUCGCAGACCAGGUCGAUACCCAGACAACUACUUCUGAGGAUGCCCUGGCCAAGAUGGAUGCCGAGGCCUCGGGUCCAUCUCACCUGGUCCGCUACGAGAAACUCAAUGGUGCUGAUUUGAUGGUCUUCACCCGGCCUGGUGAGGGAGAGGAUGGCUACGAAGGCGAUGCCGGUGGCAAAAUGCUCCCGCUCUCGCUCAAGGCUGCUUCCAAGGACGUUUCCCGCACUAAGAUCAAAAAGUCCACUGGUGAGGUCAAGAACCGCACCAGCCGUGAGAUUGGACACUUGCGCCGUAAGGCCGUUGGCAAAUACUCUUUCGAGAGACUCAUUGUUUAA